AUGGCUAGAGUGACUGGGAAUGGAGCUAUUAUUCGGUUUUGGCACGAUGUUUGGUGCUUGGAUGUUCCUAUGAUGGUGCAAUUCGGGAGAUUGUUUGCGCUUGCUUCUAAUCAAAACUCUUUAGUUAGUGAUUAUUGGUCUCCAACGGGUUGGGUUUUUGCUUGGCGCCGUGAUAUUAGAGGAGGGGUUGAACAGGAGCAGCUUACGUCUUUGAUGUCUUUGUUGGAUGACUAUCAUCUUGGCGUGGAGUUAGACAAAUGGGUUUGGAAUCUUGAUAAUUCAGGACACCAAGAUGGUGUACCAAAUGUGGUGGAUACUGGGGAGGUGAAGUUCAAAACCAUGACCUUUUGGAUGAACAACGAUGGAUAA
Messenger RNA from Lactuca virosa, 369 nucleotides. The record is from the annotation of a GenBank genome assembly. NCBI's taxonomy places the organism in Eukaryota, Viridiplantae, Streptophyta, Magnoliopsida, Asterales, Asteraceae.